AUGAUAGAUCCUAAUGAUAGAUACGUGACUGAGAUGCUGGCUCCUCAGCCUCAAUAUCUUCCCAGACCUGACCUAGCUUUAAAUGUAGAUGACAUAAUUGGCUUCCUCACUCAUGAUAUGGAUAUAAUUGACCAAAAAAUCUAGCUUCCCAUUGAGAUUCAAAAUAUGUAAAAGCCCUUACUACAGCAGUAGCCAUUACAAUAAAACUUAGAGUACCAAGCAAACAUCGCAUCAAAUUUGAGUGAACCAAUACCAAGACCAGGUGCAUAUGACUUGAAUACCUUUGAAGAGAAUAAGUCUUCUACUUCCCCUGAUAAAUGGAGUACCAUGUCUAAUAUAUCAACAGAUCCCAAUCUAAUACCACCACCUUCUAUGACAAAUCAACAGUAAUAGUUUUAGACUCCUGAACUGACAAUGUAAAAUUAAGCUUACAUACCAUAGUAUAAUGUAAACAAGACCUUUGUUGAGAAGUUGAAUGAGUUUAGGCAAAAGUAACAGUACUAUCCUGAAGAGUAGAGGUUUUCUUAUAUUCAGGUUGAGAUAUUAGAGUAUCUGAGAGAUAUCCUAGAUAUGAUGUGUACAAGGAAGCAGAGCGUCAACUAGGAAAACAGAUUAUUUUUGAUUGACUAAUUAUAAGGUAGACUAAAAGAUCAGAAAAUAGAAGUUGAUCGAGAUCAAAUCGGUAGGGUGCUUGACUCACUAAAGAACAUUCAAGAAUCCCCAGGAUUGAGUUAGGAAGACAAAAAUCUGUUUUUAAAAAGAAUGCUGGCUACCUAUUACAAAGUUGGAUUCGAUGCUUAUGUUAUCAGAGAAGCUGCUUGGCUAUCAAAACCAACAUGGAUUGUGCUAAUGAUAUGUUACCUAGCUGAUGCUGGGUUGAGCUACAGACAGUAUCAGGAAGGAGUGAUUUCAUCUGAGGAGUUUAGGCAUACCUCAUCAUUCCUUUCAUUGUCCAAAGUUCCAUCAGUAUUAGGAGGAAUAUCAGGAACUGCGGUAGGAUUUGUACUUGGAUCUAUGCUACUUCCCGGAGCUGGUAGCGUCUUAGGCUCUGUAAUUGGCGGUUUGGCAGGUGGACUCAUAGGAGACAGAACUUCUCUAGCGCCUUAUUAGAUAAUGGAAGAUAGAAUUCAGUAAAUGAAAGAUAUGAAGAUUGUUGAAUCUUAAGAGAUCGAAACUGGAGAGCCAAUUAAAAUAUUAAUAACAAACGACAGAUAUGACGAAGCUUUAACAAUUAUUGGAGCAAGUGAAAAUGAAUCAAUAUCCUCAAUCGAGGAUAAGUAUCUUGAUAAGAUGAAGUAACUUACAGAUGAGGUGCACAGAGCAAAACUCAAGCAAGAUAUUUUCACCCAGCAGGAGACUCAUCAGAAAUUGCUAUAGUUAAAUAGAGCAUACAGAGAUGUCAGAAGAAGAAGAAAUUACAGCUUUUGA
This is a messenger RNA of Stylonychia lemnae, 1428 nucleotides long. The record is from the annotation of a GenBank genome assembly. NCBI's taxonomy places the organism in Eukaryota, Ciliophora, Spirotrichea, Sporadotrichida, Oxytrichidae.